Molecule: messenger RNA, 2934 nt
Organism: Clupea harengus (Atlantic herring)
Lineage: Eukaryota; Metazoa; Chordata; Actinopteri; Clupeiformes; Clupeidae
Gene: fastkd2
Product: FASTK mitochondrial RNA regulator 2
Biological process (GO): regulation of mitochondrial mRNA stability; mitochondrial RNA processing
Cellular component (GO): mitochondrial matrix; ribonucleoprotein granule
Molecular function (GO): RNA binding
Source: RefSeq, a predicted model, not a curated record
UAGCUAUAGCCAUCCUAACUUCAGUUUGGCCGUGUCAACAUUUUUUUCCAAGCUAUUUUGAUUGUAGAGCUUUUAUUGACUGAAUUGUCUGUCAGUAAUACAUUUAAAUCAAAAAAGUAUUAUUCUCGAUUUGUUAGUUUGCUUGUUAAAUAACGUUGAUUUCGUUAUACAUUCUAGCGUUGGGAUGAACAACAGGGGCUAUCGCACAAGAAUAGGUAGUUAACAAUAAGUUGUGUCUAUCCUUGUUUACCAUGCUGCUAACGUUUGCGAUGUUGAUUCCCAGUCCUCAGGUAGCACAACGUGCGUGAAAAACAUAUGUAUGCUGUCCUUUUCACACCAGUGAACUUGUGGCUGUAUCGUCCAAAUAAUAAUGUAGCCUAGAUAGUACAUCGGUUUGGUAUGACUUGGUUAGAUCACAGUUUCAGACAUUUAUGCUCCAUUAGAAUCUAGUUCCACAAUCCCCUACUUGGCAAGAUCGCUGUAGACAUAAUGAAUAUGUAUAAGACAGGUGAGGAGGUGUUAAAGAAAGCCUUGCUUUUUAGCAGACGCAGGCCUCUCUUGGCGCAACUGGGGAAUUUACUCCAGAGGGAGCAGACCCAUAUUAAAACGCCAGAGUUCAGACCAGCGUCUUCCUGGAGCUGCAUUCCUGUAGUAGGACAUGCUGUUAGCAGAGUAAGGUACUAUUCUCAGGACCACUUCAGUACACCUGUAGGGCAAUCUUUGGACUUGCAAAAUCCCUCAGACCCACAAUCACUACCAGAGCACCCAAACCCCAACCAGUCGAAGAAGAACCUAUUUUUCCGGCAGCUGGACGGAUGCUCCUCUCCCAGUGAUGUGCUGGACUUCGUCACUCACAAAACACAGACGCAGCGGCGUGUCAGCAAUAGCCUAACACGCAUUUGGACCACCACCAAGAAAAUGUCUGAUGACCAGCGGCGCUACGAGCUGAAGCUGAUGUUUGAACAUCAGGGCUUUGAGAAACUCUGUCAGGGGGUGAUCAAGGAGGCUGCAAAGAUGAAGCCUGAGGAUACGGCUCACAGCCUACUGGCUCUGGUCAGGCUUGGUGUGCCUCAACGCAGCAGAGUGGUACAGACCCUCCUAAGAGUCAUUCAGGAAAACCUGAACCAUUUUGAUGAGCGGUCUCUUUCGGUUCUUGCUGGAGCUUUAGAAGGAAUGGACUCACUGCAGAAUGUUGAGGCACUUAAGCAAGGAAUCAGGUUGAGGCUGGAGAAUGAUAUCUCCCUGAUCCAGAACAUACUUCCACUUCAGUCAAUGAUGCGAGCAGUAGGGAAGGACAGCUCAGAUAAACUGAAAAAGAAAUUAGAGAAAAAGGCCCUGGACAUGUCAAAUGAUUUCACACUUCCCAAUGCAGAGUACAUGCUUGCCUCAAUGGCCACCAUGGGACUUCACUCAAGGCCGCUGUUGGAAAUUUGCUGUCAAAAGAUAGAGGAAAAUCUUCAAGGGAUUCCAUUCUCCAAACUCAUGAUGACACUGAAGGCAUGUCACGAUCUGCGCUACAGAAACGAUGCACUGCUAUUAUCCAUGGCUGAGUUUAUCAGCACCAGCUGUGCCAUGUGGUCCAGUAAACAGGUUAUUCUGCUCCUUUUGGAAUUUGAGAAGAUGCAUUUUCACCCAGUCAACUUAAUGGAUCUGUUAGCUGAGCGAGUCAUCCAGAAUCCCAACGCCCUCACGCUUCCAGAUGUCCUCAGUAUCUUGAAAGUCUUCUCUCUCCUGAACCACGACCUGGGGGAGCAGAGACAACAGUUCCUUGAUGGCAUCACACAUGCUGUGGAGGCCUAUCUAGACAGGCUUCACCCAGGCAAUCUUCUGAGGGCUGUCCACAGCUUGUGCAUGAUUGAGCACUUCCCUGUUCUCCCAAUGGAGAGACUCCUGCAGAAGGCCACACUGGAUCAGCUCUUCAGUCAGAGCACUGACAAACAGCCAAUCAGAGGUCUGGAACAGAUGCUGCAUGCUGUGGAUGUCUGCCUGCGACUGGACCAAACUGCUCUUCCUCGUCCCCUGUCUGUCCCUCCCAUCCUGGGUGACCUGCCACCCCCACAACACCAGCCCACGCCCCUGGGGCUGCUCAGCAUGUUGAAAAGCAUGGUGGGAGUGGAAACCAUAGAAGAGGACAUGGUGGUGGAGAAGAUCUAUCAUAUAGAUUUUGUGAUCACUCUCUCACCUGAAACUUCUGAAGGAGAUAAACCUCUUCAGGACAAGACUCCUCCCCGAAGGCUGGCAGUGCUCUGUGCCCCCUCCUCUGCUUUCUGUUUUGGAGGCACCCAUCCGCGUGGCAGACUGGCCAUGCAGUUACGCCACCUGAGAAUCCUGGGCUACUCCCCUGUGCUGUUGCCUGUGCAAGAGUGGGUCUCACUACCAGAGGAGAAGAGGGCUGAGAUGCUGAAGAGGCUGCUGUUGCCUGAACGUGACGAGGCAGGAGUGGAGAACACUGCCCUUGCGCAUACAGGGGAGGAGUGAGGUGCCCCAGGGGUCAGUGAGAGCAAGACUGGGUUCUGUGAGACUCGGCUGGGACGCGUUAUACAGCGACCUGGCUCAUCUUCUCCUGCACACGUGGCACAAGAGGUGCUGUCUGAUGAAGCAGCAUCAUCUUGGAGAUCUUAAAGAUGAUGACACGUCAUCAGUUUGUGUAUCUCAAUAUAUCUGUGUUGCCUUCAGAAACAGUCAUUACAACUAUUAGCAGCGAACACAUCUCUAUGGUUUGGAAGAGAACUCUCUUAAGAUCUACAGAUUAAGUGCUCUUUUAAAACCUAAAUAGUGUAUGGUGAAGUGUUGCUUGGAAUUGUGAUGGCAAGUUAUUAUACACUUUGUUAUUGAGACAUACACUUACACACUAUUGGGUAUACAACACGAAUGAUUGCACACUGAAAACAAACCAGAUUUUCUGGAUUAAAGGGUGAUGAAACCAUUUCAUAA